Messenger RNA from Acyrthosiphon pisum (pea aphid), 2030 nucleotides. RefSeq lists its product as uncharacterized. The transcript is spliced from 3 exons. The record is from RefSeq and is a predicted model, not a curated record. NCBI's taxonomy places the organism in Eukaryota, Metazoa, Arthropoda, Insecta, Hemiptera, Aphididae. Bases 988 to 1977 code for a protein of 329 amino acids.
GCACGGUCUCACCCCUCCCCCUCCCAUCCGGGUCUAUCACGUACGUGCACGGCCUCACCCCUCCCCCCUCCCAUCCAGGUCAUUCACGUACGUGCACGACCAUACCCCUCUUAUCCUCACCCCCCUCCCACCGAUGUCUAUCACGUACGUACCCGACUUUCCCCCCGCAAAUUCCCAUGAAAUCCUUUUUACCCUACCCACCCUAUCACGAGCGUGUCCGACCUUACCCCACUCCACCCCCUCCCACUCCAAGUCUAUCACGUACGUGCACGACCAUACCCCUACCCCUCUUAUCCUCACCCCCCUACCAUCAAUGCAUAUCACUCACACCCCUGCAUACCCCGCCCAACCAAUAGCUCUAUACUAUCACGAACUUGCCCUUCCCUGCCCUGCCGCGCCCUGUCGCGCCCCGCCGUGUCCUACCAUCACAUCCAUAUCUAUAAUGUACAUACCUACACCUACCCUCCUCCCAUCUAUCACAUAGAUAUCUAUCCCACCUAACAUCGCGUACGUAACCGACUGCAGCCGACUGAAGAUCCACCCCCUCCCACAUCUUUCAGAAGUAAAUCCGAUGAAUCCGACUACCCCCACCCAACCUAUAGUUCUAUGCUCUCACAUACGUGCUCGACCAUGUCCGACAAUACCCGACAAUGCCCGUCAGUUAGCCCUACUCAUACCCCUCCCAUACAUAUCCCUACGAUCCUAUACCGUGUGUGAUCGAAAUAUUGUGUAAGAAUUAAUAAUGUUCUUGACCUUAUAAAAUGUGAAAGUAUACAACUUUUAAUUGCUAUUUAACGAUCUUCAUAAUGUAGUAAACAAAACAAUUAACCCUAUUUCAUCAUAAUAUUUUGAGUAUAAAUAAAGCAUAGCGUGGUCUAUAAUAUCGUCAGUAGUGAUACAAACACUUAACCAUCAAGUCGUUUUUCUCCAUACUUAAAAUAAUUUUUACACUAUCCGAAUAAAUUAAAUUAAUAAGUGUUUCUAAACAUGGCUGGCUCAAUUGUGGAUAAUGCAGCUAUAUACAAGAAAACCUUUACAUAUAUACCAUCGACGCCACCUUCAGAGCUCAUCGAUUCUACUAACUAUACGCUCAACUUCGUGAAACGUAAGUUUAUACACAUUGGGAUCGAUCCGAGUGAUAUGUUCAGAGUAGUAGUGCAUAUAAUAACACCAUCACGUUAUAUUAAUAUUACAACUGAGUUUCUAAAGCAGAUAUUUUCACUGAUGGGUAAUAUCAUAUCAUUCAUGCUAGAACAAACAGAAAAAUAUAAAAGAAUUAUAUUUCUUGAGACAGAGCAUUUCAAAUUAUCUAGCAUGAUGUAUAGUAGUGAAAACACCUUAGUAGUAGAGUCAAAGAUACAAGAUGGAUGCCGAAUUCUUUUAAAGAAUACAGAACUCAUACGACUUCAAUAUCUCGAAUGGUGUAUUUUUGAAACAAUUACACGAAAAUCAACUAUCAUGCAACCGAUCAUCUUAAAUCAAUUUGAAAUAUUUACCGAAUAUCUCGAUAGAGAACUUAUCAAAGGGAAAUCACCACCAAGAACGAUUGAAGAAAUGAUUAUAUUUAUUAAAAAUAUACGUGAUGAUCAUAUUAUUACAAACAGCCCCAAACAUGAUAUUAAUUUCAUCAGUCAACUCAAAAUGCUAGCGUUUACACAAUUAGCGGAACAUUCGAUACAACGAUGGAAUAAGGAAAAUAUGUCACCAGAGUUAUUUAAUGGAAAUUCGACAAUGAUUUCACCAUCCUCUCCACCAAACAUAAUAGUGAGCAAUACAUUUGAUGAUGAGGAGGAGGAGGAGGAGGAGGAUGUUUUCGAAGCAAAGUCAUAUGAUACAAUUGGUAGACUACUAGAAUCAUUUGAUGUAAACGAUGGUCCUGAUUUUUUCAACACGCGACCCACAUCUCUCCAACAUCAAUCAACAUACGCUUCGUUCCCAAAACCAUUACACGGAAUGAAAAAGAGCAAACUCUUUUAAAUAAUUGUAAUGAAUUAACAAUUUAUGUGAAAUAAAAAAAAAAAAAAGGCGGG